GCGCAUCCAUCGGGUAGCACAGUCGGCAUCGUAGAACAGUGUCAUGGCGUGGAAACAAUGACAGAAAGAGUGUUCCUCACCGAAGAAUCCGGUACUAAAUUUAAUAUGUGGGGCUGUUCCCGUUGUAACAGAGGCUUCCUAAUAUUGUUCCUGAUUCAUGUGAUCGCAUUUCAAAGUUUCAUAUAUUACCAGGAACGAUUCGAAUGGCAGGAACUUAGAAGUAAAUUGGAAUCUAUGAUUAUCGAACAACGAGAUGCAUACGGGUUAACGUAUAGCAUAGUUAAAAGAUUAGAGGGUCAUGGUAUACUCGGUGGCAAUACUAAACUGGACCAUACUAAAAAGCCUACAAUUUACGCCAUUACGCCUACCUUCGCGAGGCCCGUCCAAAAGGCCGAGUUAACUAGGUUAUACCAAACAUUUUUGCAUAUACCUAAUUUCCAUUGGAUCGUCGUUGAAGAUGCGGAAAUGAAGACGAAAUUGGUUACACGGUUCUUGGAGAACAGUAGUUUAAUUUAUACUCAUUUGGCCGCGUCAACGCCAUCUAGCUAUAAGUUAGGUAGGAAUGACCCUAACUGGAAGAAACCGCGCGGUGUUGAGCAACGAAACGCUGCACUACGCUGGCUUCGAGAGAAUCUAAAAGUAACUGACCAGGGGAUUGUAUUUUUCGCUGACGAUGACAAUACGUACUCGAUCAAGCUGUUCUACGAGAUGGAAAAGAUUCAAAAAGUCGGCGUAUGGCCAGUGGGUUUGGUUGGUGGUUUGAUGGUAGAGAAACCGAUUUGUGAUAACGUUACGAAUAAGGUAGUCGGUUUCAACGCGGCCUGGAAGCCGGAUCGUCCAUUUCCGUUGGACAUGGCUGGAUUCGCUAUUAAUCUACGUCUCCUAUUAGAACACAAGGAUGCAAUGUUUUCGUAUGAUGUUCCGGGAGGAUACCAAGAGAGUGAGAUUCUGAGACAAAUCGUCACUAGGGACGAAUUGGAACCACUGGCGGAUUGCUGCACGAAGGUCUACGUGUGGCACACACGCACAGAACCGCCACAACUGAACGUGGAACAACUACUAAUAAAGAAAGGUAAACGUUCCAACCUAGGCAUCGAAGUGUGAUAUACGUACAGUAUCGAUAUUAUAGUUUUAAUACGUUCUUUUUCUUGCGCCCGUUGCGAAAGCCUAUACAAGUGAUAGAGUAGCGUUUGCAAAUGAACGAAAUGGAACAGCGAAUUUUAUACGUGCUUCUUUGAUUACUUGCUCCCGGCCAUGUAAGUAGGUACUUCCCCCGUUUGCGGAGAAAUGCAGUGCCAUAACGUGUAGUCGCUUAUAACUGCAUACUCGAUGAUAAGAAAUAGAUAAUACUCUAGGCCAAUCACAACGGCUCGUCCACUGUCGUCCGAACAAGAAUGUUUCUUUUUUAAAUUUUUAUACGCUGUUAGCAUUAACAAUAAGACGUUUUUUUUGAUACGCUUGUCAGACAUGUGUAUUGUCUCUUCGCCAAGAAGAAAAAGAAGGGAGAUUAUCUCAUGGAAAACAAAAAUACAUAUUAUAUAUAUACACUCAUGAUGAGUAUAUAUAUGUAUAUUCUAUAUUAUAUGAGUAUAUAUAUAUAUAUAUAUACUCACACAUAUGAACUGACUAUAAGAGAGACGUGAAUUAUUGACCUUGAAAAUGUUCUUUAUCCUUUAUUUAGUCGAGAGUACGUUUCCUUGACGCGUACAGAAAAAGCAUACAUAAAAAAUAUGCCUUACACCUACGAACUUUAAUAAUACCUCGUAAUAAUAUUUAUUUUUUGUUAGCUUUUCAUUUUGUUUCUUUUAAACUGGAAGAGAUGCGCA
Molecule: messenger RNA, 1826 nt
Organism: Nomia melanderi (Alkali bee)
Lineage: Eukaryota; Metazoa; Arthropoda; Insecta; Hymenoptera; Halictidae
Gene: GlcAT-I
Product: Glucuronyltransferase I
Biological process (GO): carbohydrate metabolic process; chondroitin sulfate proteoglycan biosynthetic process
Cellular component (GO): Golgi membrane
Molecular function (GO): galactosylgalactosylxylosylprotein 3-beta-glucuronosyltransferase activity
Source: RefSeq, a predicted model, not a curated record